AUGGGCAUUUUGAAGGCAUACGUCCAUAACCGAGAAAAACCUGAAGGGAGCAUCAUUGAAGGGUACACCACUGAAGAAGUGAUUGAGUUUUGUGUUGACUACAUGUCAGAGAUAGAUUCAAUUAGUGUUCCAAGAUCUCGUCACGAGGGGCGACUAGCAGGUGUUGGCACCAUAGGGCGUGACAACUUCGAAACAGCGUACCACGCUAUCAUCAGCAGGCCUGCGCUGGCGAAGUUCAUGGCUGUACCGUACUACACCUACUCAUGGUCAAGAUGCCCGCACUACACCUACCUCAUGGUCAAGAUGCCUGGACCACAUGGCAUCAUCACACUGCGCAACGACAUCAAGCAGGCCUUCAGCUGCGAGGCGGAAAGCUGCGAAAUUGCACAACAGGCUGAAGAGUGGGCCGACCAGGAGCAAAUACGCGAGGCCUCGACUCACAAGACGGGGGACGAUGACCUACCAUCCAAAAAGACGACAAAGAUCACCUCUAACGAGAAGAAGUAG
Messenger RNA from Oryza brachyantha (malo sina), 507 nucleotides. RefSeq lists its product as uncharacterized. The coding region runs from base 1 to 507 and encodes 168 amino acids. Lineage: Eukaryota; Viridiplantae; Streptophyta; Magnoliopsida; Poales; Poaceae. The record is from RefSeq and is a predicted model, not a curated record. The transcript has 2 exons.